CUUUGCUCUUUCCUUUUCCGGUUUUUAGGCAGUAGUAAUGUUGGGGACACACUCCCUACUGGGCAGCUCUCCAAUAUCCCAUGGCGCCGAGCAGGGGUAAAGUAUACAAACAAUGAAGCCUAUUUUGAUGUCGUUGAAGAAAUAGAUGCAAUUAUAGAUAAAUCAGGAUCUACAGUCUUUGCAGAAAUUCAGGGGGUUAUUGAUGCUUGCAUUAAGUUAUCUGGAAUGCCUGACCUUUCCCUUUCUUUUAUGAACCCAAGGCUUCUAGAUGAUGUCAGUUUCCACCCCUGUAUCCGGUUCAAGCGUUGGGAAUCUGAAAGAGUUUUGUCAUUUAUUCCUCCAGAUGGAAAUUUCCGACUCAUAUCAUACCGUGUCAGCUCACAAAAUCUAGUGGCAAUACCAGUGUAUGUGAAACACAGCAUCAGCUUUAAGGAAAAUAGUUCUUGUGGCAGAUUUGAUAUUACAAUUGGACCAAAGCAGAAUAUGGGAAAAACUGUUGAAGGAAUCACAGUGACAGUUCAUAUGCCAAAAGUUGUGCUGAACAUGAACCUGACAUCAACACAAGGCAGCUAUACGUUUGAUCCAGUUACCAAGGUCUUGACAUGGGAUGUGGGGAAAAUUACUCCACAAAAGCUUCCAAGUCUUAAAGGACUGGUAAAUUUACAAGCUGGAGCACCCAAGCCAGAAGAGAAUCCAAGCCUCAACAUACAGUUCAAGAUUCAGCAGCUUGCUAUUUCAGGCUUAAAAGUAAACCGCUUGGACAUGUAUGGGGAGAAAUAUAAGCCAUUUAAAGGAGUCAAGUAUGUCACAAAAGCUGGAAAGUUCCAAGUGAGGACAUGAGAAGAGGCCAAAAUUCUUCAAGAUCUGUUUGUUUUCCAACUGUCAUUACAGUUUAUUACUAUUAGGUACCAAGUGGGUGGGAAUACAUAUUCUAGUUAAAGCAUUUUUGUCAAGCCACACACCGCUAACAAAGUUGCUUAGUAAUCAAUGUAGGAUCCUAAAGGAGCUUUUAAGCUAAGGAAAAUUUUGAAUAACUUAGCUUAUUUUAUAUCUUUUCAACUUAGGACGAUUUUAGAGGUGAUUUCCUCCAUAAGGGGGCACCAGCUGGAGGCUGCACAUUUUAACAGUAAAGGCAGAAGUCUACAGUGAUAACCUGUCUCCUAAAAGAAGUAAACUGGUCUCAGCCAGCAGGAGCUGUCUUAAUCUGUAGUGUGAUGUAUCAGGUGCACCCAAGUGUCACACCUGAUCUUAGCCAUCCCUAAUGGCAUAUGUCCCAACAGAGGAAAUUCCCCCACCCCAAGAAGUUUACAGAAAACUGCCUCUUCAAGUGUUUGCCUUAUUCAGCUUUUCACUUGUGCCAUUAAGCAAGCACUGUAGCAGAAGCCACUUCCACAUGGCCCUGGCAGGGAGCACUGCUGCUCUAUGCUCCAUUCUCACUGUACUUGGUAUUUGGUAUUGUAUUUUUUAUAAAUAAGAUUUUUAUGUAAAGCUCAGAUUUUGAUUUACAGGGAUCUUGCUGGAUUAAGUACCAUCUCAGUUUUGUGCCACUGGUUCUGCUGUUAGCACAGUAAAAAUUAUUUGUAUCAAAGGGGUGAAUGCUUUAUUAAGAUAAUAAAAGGGAACACUACUUCUGCUUUUAGGAAAUUAUUGCAAGCACAAGCAUUUGAGAUUUUAAGCAAGUUAUAGUAAAAGAGAAGCUUAAGUGAACCAUUACCAUCUUCAUAUUUUAUAAAGUUUAUCCAACACCACUUAAACCAUAGUUAGCCUAAAGGCCUCAUGCCCUAGUUCAGAUAAAGGAGGAAAAUGUACCUGCCUCACUAUUGUUGACAGUUGGGGGGUUG
Messenger RNA from Talpa occidentalis (Iberian mole), 1841 nucleotides. RefSeq names its product AP-3 complex subunit mu-1-like. The transcript has 6 exons. Gene Ontology annotation, cellular component: cytoplasmic vesicle; clathrin adaptor complex. The annotation marks the transcript as partial. The record is from RefSeq and is a predicted model, not a curated record. Gene Ontology annotation, biological process: intracellular protein transport; endocytosis. NCBI's taxonomy places the organism in Eukaryota, Metazoa, Chordata, Mammalia, Eulipotyphla, Talpidae.